This is a messenger RNA of Wallemia ichthyophaga EXF-994, 207 nucleotides long. RefSeq lists its product as uncharacterized. The record is from RefSeq and is a predicted model, not a curated record. The coding region runs from base 1 to 207 and encodes 68 amino acids. Lineage: Eukaryota; Fungi; Basidiomycota; Wallemiomycetes; Wallemiales; Wallemiaceae. The transcript is spliced from 2 exons.
AUGUCAUCAAAGGUUCCAAAAAACAAUAAACUUGUCUGGGGAGAGAAACAACAAAGGAAUUUUGAUACAUUGAAGAGAAAAUUAGCGUCAGCACCAGUCCUUAAGAUUCCAACCAGAAUUGGAAAAUUCAAGGUAACAACAGACGCAUUAGGGUCAGCAGUCGGCGCCGUAUUGGAGCAAAAAGAGAACGGGGAAAAAGACCAGUAG